AUAAUCUAGUGGACGGAACGCUUCUUUCAACAGCAGCAACAGUUAGUCAGACACCUCCGUAGCUUGAUAGACAAAAUAGACGAACCAAUAAACCGCUUUAGGCGCUUUCGUGUUUAUUAGCCACUGUAUUUUAAACUGACUACUGUCGUCUAGUUAGUUAUCCGAUUUAAUUUCAUAUUUACGGUGUUGUUAUUAGUCAGCUAGCGGGCUGGUUAAGUUAGCAUUAGCCUAGCUAGCUAACAUCUCUGACCAUGAGUUCACUAAGCUGCUCUCCUCCUGAUAAAGAAGAGGUGGUCUGCUGGACGGAGAAAGAAGCUCUGGUGAAAGAGGAGGAGGAAGUUACAAUACAAAAACAAGUAGAGGGUGAGGCUGUUACGGUGAAAGAAGAAGAGAAAGACGUCUCAGUUAAAGAAGAGGAAGAUACGUUCAGAGUGAAAGAGGAGGAGGAUGUUACAGUAAAAGAAGAGGAGGAAGAGAAAGAGGAGGAUGCGGUUUUUGGAGUGAAAGAGGAGGAGGAAGAGGUGACUGUCACAUCCAAAAAGGAGGAGGAAGAAGACGAGGAAACUGGAUAUCUGUGCCCGGUUUCCCAAAAGCAUAUUCAGGCGUCCAAUGGUUCUAACAAUGCAUUUAGCCAUAAGAUGGUUUUGAGAAACCGGGCCCUGAUUAACACUAGAGAGAGACGGGACGAUCGUGGAUCCUCUGGGGAGCCUCAACAACCUCAUGAUUCUGAGGAGACAGAGAAGAGUCUCUCCAGAUCAGAACACCUCAAUAAACACCCGCGGAGACCCACAGGGAAGAGAACUCACUGCUGCUCUGACUGUGGGAAGAGAUUCACAUCAUCAGGCAUUACAAUUCAUCAGAGAACACACACAGGAGAGAAAGCUUAUAGCUGUGGUCAAUGUUGGAGGAGUUUUACAACAUUAAUCUCUCUGAAAGUACACCAGAGAACACACACAAGAGAGAAACGUUAUAGCUGUGAUCAUUGUGGGCAGAGUUUUGUUUAUGCUUGCCAUCUGACUCAACACCAGAGAAUACACACAGGAGAGAAAUCUUAUAGCUGUGAUCAAUGUGGGAAGAGAUUUACUUCAUUUGGCAAUCUGACUCAACACCAGAGAACACACACAGGAGAGAAACCUUAUAGCUGUGGUCAAUGUGGGAGGAGAUUUGCUCAAUCUAGCCACCUGACUCAACACCAGAGAACACACACAGGAGAGAAACCUUAUAGCUGUGAUCAGUGUGGGAAGAGAUUUACUUCAUCUGGAGAUCUGACAGUGCACAAGAGAAUACACACAGGAGAGAAACCUCAUAGCUGUGAUCAAUGUGGGAAGAGUUUUAGUCGAUCUGGAGAUCUGACAGCGCACAAGAGAAUACACACAGGAGAGAAACCUCAUAGCUGUGAUCAAUGUGGGAGGGGUUUUACCACAUCUACCGGUCUGACAGUACACCAGAGAACACACACAGGAGAUAAACCUUAUAGCUGUGGUCAAUGUGGGAGGGGUUUUACCACAUCUACAGGUCUGACAGUACACCAGAGAACACACACAGGAGAGAAACCUUAUAGCUGUGAUCAAUGUGGGAGGAGUUUUGUUCAAGCUCGCCAUCUGACUCAACACCAGAAAACACACACAGGAGAGAAACCUUUUAGCUGUGAUCAAUGUGACAAGAGAUACUCUGAUAAAAGAUCUCUGAUCAAACAUCAGAAAAUACAUACAUGAAGAAGUUGUUUCAUGAUAUCACUGAAAUAAUGUCACAAUGUAAAAUGUUUUAACAUUGUAGUAGGAGUAUUUUAAUGAUGUCACAAUGUAGAAUGUUUUAACAUUGUAGUAGGAGUAUUUU
Molecule: messenger RNA, 1836 nt
Organism: Oncorhynchus nerka (sockeye salmon)
Lineage: Eukaryota; Metazoa; Chordata; Actinopteri; Salmoniformes; Salmonidae
Product: zinc finger protein OZF-like
Exons: 2
Coding region: 252-1715 (487 amino acids)
Biological process (GO): regulation of DNA-templated transcription
Molecular function (GO): RNA polymerase II cis-regulatory region sequence-specific DNA binding; DNA-binding transcription factor activity, RNA polymerase II-specific
Source: RefSeq, a predicted model, not a curated record